CGUAAUCCUGCGGAUCCCCUUGUCCGCCUCCAUCGCAGUGCCCAGCCAAUUCCGCUCCGAGCACGUUCUCCCUCGCUCCGCCUUCGAAGCUCCGAGCUCCAAAACCCUAGCCAUGCAGAAGCAGACGGGCAAGUCCGGCGGGAGCGGCGGCGGCACGCCGGCGAAGCGCGGCCGCCCGUUCGGGAGCACCGCCGGCAGCGGAGCCGCGGGCGCGGGCGCGGCGACAGCGGUCGGCGAUCCGGGGGCGCCCGCCGCGCUGGUCGGGCCGUCCCUCCAAGUCCUCUCGGCCCUCUCAGAUCAAAACAAUAAAAGAAUUGUCCUUGCGUUGCAAAGUGGGUUGAAGUCAGAGAUACUGUGGGCACUGAAUGCCCUUACAGUACUCUCAUUUAAGGAGAAGGAUGACUUCCGACGUGAUACAACACCUCUUACUAAAGUUCCUGGGCUCUUAGAUGCUCUUCUUCAAGUUAUUGAUGAAUGGAGAGAUAUUGCAAUGCCUAAGGACCAUCUGAAACCACCCAGAGUAAGAACUUUGGGUGCCAAUACAACACUCUCGGGCUUUGGUCAAGAGAACAUGGAAAAAGUCUACUCUGAUGCUGGCACUGCCUCUAAUGAUCAGUCGAAGACUGAGGAGUCCAGUGUCACAAAGAAGUGCUCUGCAAGCUUUUGGUUUGAUGAGGAUGGCUUGUUUAACAAUGAUGAUGAAGGGAGGGCAGAAAGGCAGCAGUGCGCUAUUGCAGCCUCCAAUAUAAUCCGUAAUUUCUCUUUUAUGCCAGAAAAUGAGACUAUCAUGGUUCAACAUAGGCAUUGCUUGGAGACUGUAUUUCAGUGCUUAGAAGACCAGAAUAGAGAAGAUGACGAGCUCAUAACAAACAUGCUGGAGACCCUUGUCAAUUUAGCACCUGUGUUGGACUUGAGAAUCUUCAGCUCAUCGAAGCCAUCGUUCAUUAAAAUGACUGAAAAAGGUGCAGUUCAUGCCAUAAUGGGUAUGCUUUCAUCUUCAGUAAAGCCAUGGCACUGUGCCGCUGCUGAAUUGAUUGGGCGUCUGAUAAUAAAUCCAGACAAUGAGCCGUUUCUUCUUCCUGUCAUUCCACAGAUAUACAAACGGCUAGUUGACCUCUUGAGCGUGCCAGCAUAUGAUGCACAGGCUGCUGCUGUUAGCGCACUCUACAAUGUAGCUGAAGUGAAUAUGGAUUGCAGGCUAAAGCUUGCCAGUGAGCGAUGGGCUGUUGACAGACUCCUGAAGAUUGUGAAGACGCCGCAUCCUGUGCCUGAGGUCUGCAGGAAGACGUCGAUGAUACUGGAGAGCCUUGUCUCCGAGCCUCAAAACAGGAUGCACCUCCUUGUGCACGAGAACACGUUUGCUGAGAUCCUGACGACAGAAGGGAAAUACUCGGACACCUUUGCUCGGAUCCUGUAUGAACUGACUGCAAGGCCGAGCAACAAGGUGACCUCGGGGCAUGCUAUCUGGGGAAACAUAAACUGAUGAAAGUGCUGGCCUGUAAUUUGUUGUUGAAGUCUAGAUGUAGGUACUUCGUUGACCAUGGAUUGAGUCCCCGACUGCAUGUAACAAUUUUAGCUGUAUCUAGUUUGCAGCUUGGCGUCCUGACCUAAUCUGAAUGUAUGUGUACUUUUUUGGGCUGCCGAAGCCCCGCUUUGUUAGAAAACAACAUUUACGUGCUAUACAAUUUGCUGGAAUCAGAAACCUCGAAUUGCUUU
This is a messenger RNA of Panicum virgatum (switchgrass), 1716 nucleotides long. Its product is annotated as armadillo repeat-containing protein LFR. Gene Ontology annotation, biological process: chromatin remodeling; regulation of transcription by RNA polymerase II; positive regulation of DNA-templated transcription. Bases 113 to 1483 code for a protein of 456 amino acids. Gene Ontology annotation, molecular function: nucleosome binding. Lineage: Eukaryota; Viridiplantae; Streptophyta; Magnoliopsida; Poales; Poaceae. The record is from RefSeq and is a predicted model, not a curated record. Gene Ontology annotation, cellular component: nucleoplasm; SWI/SNF complex; brahma complex. The transcript has 8 exons.